UAAUAAUGGAGAAUGCCAACGAAGAACUUCAAAAUAUCAACACUAUAUUCCCUGAAGACUCACUGAUCAAGGAAGAAAUUGAGAGCCAACAAAGGCUAGCAAGUGCUGCCAGUAGCUCCCAUCUCAGACCAGAAGUGCCAGAGCUUAGAGUAAAUUCUCCGAAUGAACGAAGUAUGGUUCAAAGAGCAGCCAAGACAUCUAUUGGGAUUCACCCCAAUGGUAGGACAAGAGCCAAGCAAGUUUCCCCUUAUAUUCCCUCUAAACGAAGAAAUGGGUCUGUAAAAGUACCAGAGAGGGGUACAAAACGGACAGGAAGAAGAGCCCAAAGAGUCACUGAAGUUCCUUCUCAAGAAGUCCGUAGUAGCUCAGUAAUCAGUAUGAGGGACAUAACUCCAGAGAUUGCUGCUCAAGUGGUGAAGAAUUACCUCCUUCCCAUGUUUGAUGGCAACAAAAGUGGUCAUUCAAAAACUAAGACUAGGAUCAGCAAAAAUGAAGAAAUCCCCAAUGAGGGUAUUUUUAAGCCAAAGACAAUUUAUGGUGAGUUGAAGCUCUCAGAUCGUUUAUCUACCCAGCUAGAAGGAGUAAAGCUGGAGUUAAAGAACACUCAGGAAUCUCUCAGUGCCAAAAUAGCUGAGAAUGAGAUCAUGUGUACUACCCACACAAGGCUUAAAUAAGCUGAACAAAAUGUUGAGCAUAAAGAACUCUCUAUACGAAAAACAGAUUCAAAGCUUUGAGAUUUUCAAAGCUACUACAGAGAAGGAGCUGAUAAAUUCGAAAGGCAAGAUCAACCAACUAGAGAAGAUGCUUAAGGAGAAUGAGAUCAAGACUACCAAUUUCUGUCAGUCCUUACAACGUGAGAAGGUCUUCAAUGAGAAGCUGAAGAACCAACUCAUCGAGCAUAAGCACUCUAAGUCUUUGUCUAAAAUGGAAACUGAUAUAUUAGGCACUAGACUAGCUAUACUGAACAACUCAAUCCGGUCACUAGGUACUGCCAAAGAAGCAGAGGAGAGAAACACAGUUGUUAUUACUGAAUUGAAGAUAAACCUUGAGAAGAAGAUCAAGGAUUACCAGAACUGUACGAAAUAAGAUCGCUGAUCUCCUAUCAGAACACAAGGACUUAUACUCUAAACUAGAAACAAUGAAUGAAGCAAGGAAGAGGGCUAAUAUAGAGAAAUCUAAGUUUAUUCGUGCCAGCAAGAACAACAUUAACAUUCUUGAGCAAGAACUUAAACAGUUAAAGGAACAAAGUAGUAAGCAGAAAGAGGAAAUAGACUCUCUCAAAAAGUCGAUUAAAGUAGAAAUUGAGGAGAAAAAUCUCCUUCUGAAUAAAAUCAAUGAUAUGAAAACAAAGAGAAACCUCAACCAGAGGAAGAAGAUCUGCUACAAGUGCAACCAAGAUUUCUCAGAGAAGGAAAACUUCAGGUGGUCCUGUAUUACCCAUCAAAGAGAAUGGAGUGGUAAGAUGUGGUGGUGCUGUGGCAGCACAGAUCAUCUCAACCCAGGCUGCGUCAAAGAUUACCAUAUCUCUAAAACCUACAAUGAAAGUGAUAAGUUUGGUAGCCGAGAAGGUGAAAUGCAACAGAAAAUAAGAUGACUCUGAUGAAAACAGAAGGGACAUCCCACCCAAAACUGUCCUCUUGAUCCUAAUCUCAGGACCGCUCAUUCUGCAUCAGAGGAGUUUGAGAGAAUUUCUGGUUUGAAGGACAUUGAGACCAAGAAGUAUGCAAAGGAUGGGAUCAUAGAGACUAAAUAAAUAUCUUGAGCAUAUAAUUACCAACAAGGAUCAGAACCCAUUUAAAAGAGGAGUUCUCACGUUUGAUGAUUACAACUACACCUAUUACAAUAAAGAUAUCCUGCCUGAUAUGGAUGAACUGAUGGACGAUGAGACCUCGUCUGUUUCAGCCAUGCCAAAGUCACAAAUUAACGAAGCAGAAGGAGAAAGUGAGGAAGAAAAAGAUAGAGAAAAACAGCCUCCAAUCAAACAACCAACUACAGGAAUAAUUAACAAGGAAUCCAUAGAAGAAGAGGAUGAAGACCCUUUUACUCUUGAAGAACUCAAGGAAAUCCAGAAAUCUCAACAAAAAGACCUCUUCAAUGAAGUUCUUGAUAUCAAGAAUGAAGCGAGGCUUGAGUUUCUGACCCUAAAACCAUUGUAUUCCUUGAGAGAGCAGAUAGAAGAUAAUGAUCCUCCAAGUAGCAAUAAUGGAAAGAGUCUACUACUAUCCAACAGCAAGAAAGUAAUAGAGCAAGAGAUAGGCUUAGGAAAUCAAAACCAACCAAAGUUUGGCAAUGAGCUAUGUGUGGAAGAUGUAAGCUCUGCUGAAGACUCUAUAAGAAGAGACUUCGAUCCAAAUCUUGACAUGUCUUCACAAUUCCAAAAAGUUGACAAUUCUUAUGCCCAUCUGAUCAAGGACCAAAUUGGGACAGAAAAUGAGUAUACAGAUAAUGACGAUUAUAAUGACACUCAGAGACCAUUGACCACUAAUGUAGUGGAGAAUCCAAGAAAGAGUUCUGUGUGCCUUCCUCAUCCCUACAACUUAUCCGUCACCAAGACGAAAGAGGAACCUGCCCAGAAGCUUUCCAAAAGGAGUAAGACUAAUCGCCACAGAUCGGGUAAGAAUAUCAAAAUGGUGAAGCAUAUCACUACAUAAGUCUGAGCUAGGCUAAUCUUAUGCAUAAAUUAGAGGAUUACUAGUCAGUUUAGUAGAUUUUCAAC
Messenger RNA from Moneuplotes crassus, 2716 nucleotides. The record is from the annotation of a GenBank genome assembly. Lineage: Eukaryota; Ciliophora; Spirotrichea; Euplotida; Euplotidae.